Molecule: messenger RNA, 1983 nt
Organism: Penicillium paradoxum
Lineage: Eukaryota; Fungi; Ascomycota; Eurotiomycetes; Eurotiales; Aspergillaceae
Gene: akuA
Exons: 6
Coding region: 1-1983 (660 amino acids)
Biological process (GO): double-strand break repair via nonhomologous end joining; cellular response to gamma radiation; telomere maintenance
Cellular component (GO): Ku70:Ku80 complex; nucleus
Molecular function (GO): DNA helicase activity; telomeric repeat DNA binding; damaged DNA binding
Source: RefSeq, a predicted model, not a curated record
AUGGCUGACAAUAGCUACACGCGUGAGGAGGAAGAUUACGAGGACGAGGAGCUUGAUGAGACCAGCUUCAAAUCGGUCAAGGAUGCAGUGCUAUUUGCCAUAGACAUUAGCAGCUCUAUGCUGACGCCUCGUCCAUCACCUGAUCCGAAGAAACACAGCGACGAGUCACCCGCCUCUGCUGCCCUGAAAUGCGCAUACAGUCUCAUGCAACAAAGAAUCAUCUCGAACCCGCGUGAUAUGAUUGGUGUUUUACUCUAUGGCACAAAAUCAUCAAAGUUCUAUGAUGAAAGCGAAGGGGACCGCAAAGAUCUAUCAUACCCUCAUUGCUAUCUUUACACGGAUCUAGAUGUUCCCUCGGCCCAGGAAGUCAAGCAAUUGCGGUCCUUGGCAUCUCCAGCGGACGCUGAUGAUGAAGUACGCCAGGUCCUAGAACCAUCAAAGGAGCCGGUAUCGAUGGCCAAUGUCUUGUUCUGUGCAAAUCAGAUCUUUACCUCCAAGGCCCCAAACUUCUUAUCUCGACGACUGUUCGUCGUGACUGACAACGAUAACCCCCAUGCUGACAACAAAGCGUUGCGUUCUGCUGCGACUGUUCGAGCAAGAGAUCUGUAUGAUCUCGGUGUCAAUAUCGAGCUGUUCCCCAUCUCUCACCCAGACCACGAAUUCGAUACCUCUAAAUUCUACGACGACAUAAUUUACAAAACAUCGCCUAGUGAUGGAGAUGCACCAUCAUACUUAAAGCCGGACACUAACACGUCUACGGCUAAAGGUGACGGGCUCUCCCUACUUAACUCUCUACUAUCCAGUAUCAACUCGAGAUCUGUCCCACGCCGAUCUCUGUUCUCGAAUGUGCCGCUUGAGAUAGGUCCCGAUUUCAAAAUAUCUGUCAAUGGAUAUCUACUCCUUAAAAAGCAACAGCCCGCCAGGAGUUGCUUUGUCUGGCAGGGAGGCGAGACCCCCCAAAUUGCCAAAGGUGUUACAAUUCAAACUGCGGAUGAUACAGCACAAGCAGUAGAAAAGUCUGAUAUUCGCAAGGCAUACAAAUUCGGUGGUGAACAGGUUUCUUUCACAGUCGAAGAGCAACAGGCUCUAAAACAAUUUGGUGAUCCCGUCAUUCGGAUCAUUGGUUUCAGGCCGCUAGCAGAUCUCCCAAUAUGGGCCAAUGUCAAACAUCCGUCAUUCAUCUAUCCCUCUGAAGAGGAUUAUAUUGGCUCCACGCGGGUAUUUUCUGCCUUGCAGCAGAAGCUUCUUGAUUCCCAGAAGCUUGCUUUGGUGUGGUUUAUUCCCCGCAAGAAUGCCUCACCAGUUUUGGCUGCUAUGAUUGCUGGGGCCGAAAAGAUCGAUGAGAAUGGUGUACAGAAAAUUCCACCCGGCAUGUGGAUUAUCCCUCUUCCAUUCGCGGACGACGUGCGCCAGAAUCCAGACAGCACCUUACGCCGAGCGGAGGAUCCACUCAACAACGCCAUGAGAGACGUGAUUCGGCAGCUGCAGCUUCCGAAGGCUGUGUAUGAACCCUCCAAAUAUCCAAAUCCUUCACUUCAAUGGCAUUAUCGUAUCCUCCAGGCCGUCGCUUUAGAUGAAGACGCGCCGGGAUCACCAGAUGACAAGACCAUGCCCAAAUACCGACAAAUUCACAAGAUGUCGGCUCCACCACAGCGUGCUGGUGACUAUAUUCUCGAAUGGGCAGAACAACACAAAGCGCAGGCCUCUAAGAUGUUUGGCGGAAGACCAGGCGCCACUUCCACGCUGGUCAAGCGAGGGGCAAAGAGCGAGCCUGCAGACGACCACCCAUCCAAGCGGGUGAAGGUUGAAGAUGGUGCCUCAGGGGUGGAAGACGACGUUAAGCGAUGCUAUGAGAAAGGAAGUGUCUCCAAGCUUACGGUGGCCGUAUUGAAGGAAUUCCUGAAUGCGCAUGGCCGCGCCACAGCAGGGAAGAAAGCAGAUCUCGUGGACCGGGUUGAGCAGUACUUUGAGCAAAAGUUCUAA